This is a messenger RNA of Cuscuta campestris, 700 nucleotides long. Lineage: Eukaryota; Viridiplantae; Streptophyta; Magnoliopsida; Solanales; Convolvulaceae. The record is from the annotation of a GenBank genome assembly.
AAGAUUAGCCAUGUUAUACGUUGAUGCAGAUGCUACGUUGGACGUGUGGGAAGACAAGGUUGGAUAGGAUUCCAAACGACAUUAUUCGUGAACAGGUGGGAGUGGCUUCUGUGGAGAGUAAGUUGCGGGAAGCUAGGCUAAGGAGGUUACGGAAAGGAUACGCACGGCGUAACGCACGACUGGUCUCUCUCUCUUCCGUUACCUUGUGUCCGCCGCUGUGCCGUCGACUGGAGACGCCGACCAGGAAGCCGACGCCGCCAGUCGCCGCCAUCUUCCUCGUUCUCCGACGCUAUUUCCGUCCGCGCAUCGCCGAAGGAGAGGAGCAACCGUCCGUUCUCUCGCUCGUCUCCGCCGACCAGGGCAGCGCUGUGACUCGCCGUCGACUUCAGGAGUUCCGGCGACAUUCUCCUCUUCUUCCUCCGUCGGGUGCAGCAGGCCGGCAAUACCAGGAAGGAGUUGUAGCGGCGAGUCCUUCCCAAUCCAAGGUUGAAUUCGUCAAAUUUCGAGGUAGGAACACAGAUUUGGAUGGGCAACCCGGGCAGUGAAGUGGUGGUGUGGCGUGGAUGGCUCUUGUUUACUUUAAUAAUUAAACUACAUUAUUUUAUUUGAUUAUAUGGACUGUUGCUCAUUACUUUGGUUUUCUUAUGCUUCCGCGACGUUUGGAUUUAUUUAAUCACUCCAAUGAACUAUGGUUUUGUUU